Exaiptasia diaphana is the source of this 6204-nucleotide messenger RNA. Its product is annotated as proteasome activator complex subunit 4. The coding region runs from base 89 to 5617 and encodes 1842 amino acids. Gene Ontology annotation, cellular component: nucleus; cytosol. Gene Ontology annotation, molecular function: proteasome binding; peptidase activator activity. Lineage: Eukaryota; Metazoa; Cnidaria; Anthozoa; Actiniaria; Aiptasiidae. Gene Ontology annotation, biological process: proteasomal ubiquitin-independent protein catabolic process. The record is from RefSeq and is a predicted model, not a curated record. The transcript is spliced from 54 exons.
GAAGAACAAGUGAAAAUGGUGCCUCAGAGUUUGUUCAGUUCAUGAAAACCAUGCCCUGGAAUAGUCCACUAUAGUAAACGUUUCUAUCAUGGGUGAAACUAUGCAAGCAAAGAAUAGUUCUCUAGGAUUUAUACCACAGAAAGAGAUCGCCUACAAUCAUCUGCUUCCUUACAAAGACCAACUUGAUCARGAGUCCAACAAAUUUCUGGCGGAAAUUAAAUACAAUCUAAGUCGAGCUGUUGUUUUUAAGGAAUCAAAUCCUGGAAUACUGUACUGGAGUAAUCAACUUUCUGGGUAUAUCAAGACGUAUGGCAGAAAGUUUUCCAAAGAAGAUCACCUUCAUUUUAUAAAGUUGUUUUAUGAACUGAUUACAACUCCACAACUGGAUCCACAGUACAUAAAUGGUUAUGGUCAUGUACUCAUUCGAUUGUUAAAGAAAAGGAAGUUAAUUUCUAGGGAUGAACUAACCCUUCCAUGGAAGCCAUUAUACAAUGCAGUUGAGUUUAUGUUUUACUCCAAGUUUGACUCUGUUGGGCUUAAGAAACAUACAGAAUACAAAUAUCAAGAAGUAUUGAAGUUAGUUGUCAUGUUCUCAAGAGUGUAUUUUAGUGUAGAAUCGACUCAAGAGAUGCUUGAUGAAUGGAGACCRUUGAUGUGUCCCUAUGAUAUCACAUUUGGAAAAGCAAUUUUCUACUUGUCUUUGUUUCUCCCAACAACUUUACCUCCUCAUCAAGCUAAUCAGGGAUUUAGGCUGUGGUUUGAUGAGAUAUUAGGUAUUUGGAAAACAUUUCAAAACCCAGGAAGAAUGUGGGAAGAGGAUUGUCUAAAGCUGCUUUCUCGGCUUGCAAGGGAUAAUAUUGGAUAUAUUGAUUGGAAUCCUCACAUCCCUAUGGUUUUUACAAGAUUACUGAAAACAUUCAGCUUACCGAUAGGCAGUGGGGGAUCUGUGUCCUAUCCUUGUAAAGAUUACAAAUCUAUUCUUCGUUCUUAUGUUAUAUGGAUUGUUAGUAGUUUGGGAGGAGACAGUGUCGCUCAAGAGCACUUGUCAAAAAUGUUCAUAUCACUAGAAUCAUUUUAUCAUCCUUCAAAUGUUGGUAGAUAUUCAGGAAAAUUGCAAAAAUUACUGCUUAAAUUGUCAAGCGAAGUUAUUAAAAGACUUUGCCGGGAAAAGUUUUCAGACUCUUCAUGGCAAGCAAAAACACCRGAUGACAAGAAGCUUACUGACAAUGAUAUCAGUCAGUUUGUGGAAAGCUUGAAACCAGCUGUCAUGUUGGCCAUUUUUAACAAGUUUGGUAGUUUUGAUGCUGCUAAUUCACUGCAACAUCUUGCAAUGAUGAAGCCUGACUUGGUCCUGCCAACUCUCUUGGACAAGCUGUAUACAGCAUUAGACACAUUGAUUGAACCACACCAGCUUACUGCUACCUUAAACUGUGUUACAUCAGUGGCAAGAGCUUUAGUCAAGUCUGAUGGUUCUUAUCCUGAAGGCAAAUCUCAUGUCUUACCUCUUCUCCAGCUGAUAUUACCAGGAAUUGAUCCUAAUGACUUUAGGAAGGCAGUGGCAACCUUCACCUUUAUCUCAACAAUUAUUUCUCUUGUACCAGUGGUUGAUUGCUCUGGAGCUGUUGGUGUAGUAGAUAUGACAGAUGAAGAAAAAGAAUUGUGUUUGGCCACAAGUCAGUUUGAAGACUUUGUUCUUCAGUUUAUGGAUCGAUGCUUUUCCUUAAUAGAAAGCUCGUCAUUUGAAAAUGUCUCAGAAUUAGACAGUUCCUUGUUCAAAUCAGAUCAGAGGCAUAGUCAAGAGGGUAUUGUUGGUAUGGGUGUUGCAUCAACAUUUCAUGCCAUUCUUAUGCAAAGCUCACCACAGAUCUAUAAGGUUGCUUUAGACAAGCUUUUUAACUUUUGUUCAACAAAUGUUUUGGAGAUGAAAGUUGCUGGAAAGAUUGCUGCUGAUAUGUGUAGAGCUGCUUCUAAGACUGAUGCAAAGGCAACCUUAAAGAAGUUUCUGCCACAUUGCUGCUCCAUCAUUGAAGGAAUCACUUCAGUGGAAGGAAUGAAGCAUGAAGAAGAAACAGAUGAACAGUUACUAUGGAAUCUCCAAAUAUUGAGUGAGGUGGUCCGUACAAAUGGUUAUGAACUGCUUCCUUAUAAAGAUGAGAUUAUUAAAGUGAUUAAAGUAACAAUUCAUCUUAAAAACAAAGAAGCAGCAACUCUUUCAGCCAAGCUUGUAGAGAACCUUCUACGCCCUUUGUCUUACAUCUACCCACUUGAAUGGAAAAGUAUAAUUGCAGACUUUGGGAAAUCUCCUGAGGAUUUCCUUUUAAUCAGGGAUUGGGGUAAACCAGGUGAUCUUUAUAAUCUGAACAUUCAAUGGCACAUUCCAUCAAAGCAAGAGACUAMCUUUGCUAAAGAAAUACUUGACAAUUUCUUGCAACCUGAGAUGAAGCGAGUAGAUAACUUUAUAAGUGGAUCUGAGACUUUGACAAGAGAGGAGCUUCAACAAAGUUUGAGAGUUAUACAAAGCUGUCUCUCUGGAGGAGUUUUGCUGUUGCCAACGUGGGACAAGCCUCCUCUACCAAACRUAGGRACAAAGACCAUGGUUAACCGUGGAAGGUUUCACCACACAAUAUCAGUGGACACUAAAGAUGUUGAUAUGGGWGACAAUUCAAGAGAAAAGAUUGCAGAAUUGAUGCACAAGCUUGUUGAACAUCUAUUGCGCCAUCGUGAGGAUGACACAAGAGCACUUCAAUUUAUAGUCAAGAUUUAUGAGUCUCUGUUGCUUCAUUUGAUUGGUCAACGAGAUGAGUUUGAUGUAAGAUGGCGAGGUGCCGGAGCAGUAAAGAGGGCAAUGGAGGAUAAGCUUGCAGGAAAGAAGAAACAUGURCGUGCUUUGCUUAUUGAGAGAGUUCAACUUCAGCAUGAGAUGCGCAUUCUGGACAAUGUUUCAUCUCAGAUGACAACUCUUCAUAAAGUGUUAUUGGAUGAUCUCUUCACCUUAGCAACAAGCGAAUACACAGAGGUCCGCAUCAAAGCUCAGAAGGUGAUGGGCAUAUGUAUUGAGGUGUUUGACUAUUAUGCAAGAUCAAUAUUUCCCUCCAUUCUAGCAAAUCUGAAAGAAGAUGAUGACGUCUCACAUGAAGCUUUUAAGGGUGUUCUGCACAUUUUGCUCAAUGGCCGUAUGUUUUACUUGGUAAAUCAUUAUUGGGAGAUCAUGAAAGAUGUAUGGCCUGCAAUCAUCCAGGCAAAUCAUUCAGAAAAACCAACUAUCACAACUCUGAUAAGUGCACUGGGUGAUAAGAUGAUCAAGAAACAUGACACUGUGGCAAUUAUACGACAGGUCCCAGACAGUGCUAUUCAAUAUGCAAUGGCGAUAAUGGAUUCUAGCAAUCCAGUUCCCAAGACACUCAAAGGUGAUCCUGAUAGACCAGUGAAACCAACUGAAAAUGAACUUCAAAAAGCUGCAGAAAUGUACAAUGAACGUAAUGACAACAACUUAAGAAAUUACAAUGAGCUUAUAAUAAAGCUAACAUCACUCCUGGAAAAAGAUAAUUUACGUUGGCGUUAUCUUCAGUUGUGUUUUAAUUUCUUACGAACUUUGAUUCGUUACGACCAGCCAAUGCCUCAAAGAACUGUCGCGCUAUUUACUGACUAUCUAAAUCAUGAUGCUCUGGCUAUCAGGAAGAUGGCUAUCUCGGCUGUUGGUUCUGUCUUAAAGCAGCAGAAAAGAUCUCAUGUGAAAAUCGCUGUCAACCCUUAUGCUGUUGCUGAAGUACCAGAACCAACAGAAAGCUUGAUUCAACCUGGAGAUCGUCCUGACAAUCUCUGGCUUCAUUUUGUUUCUGAUCGUUUACCAAAAACACAAGAGGACUGGGAUCGAURUACAUUCAUUGAUAAGACCCACUGGGGAUACUACACCUGGCCAAAGAAGCUAAUGACAUAUGCACCAGCUGACCAGCAACCAGCUUUAGGAAGAACACGAGAACAGCUUUCAGAGGGGGAACGAGAGAUAUUCGACCGGUUUUCACAAGAAGAGUUUGUGGAGAAAUUCAUUGAAUUUUUAUCACUUGAAGAUCGUAAGGGAAAAGACAAAUUCAGUGUCAAUCGUUUCUUAUUAUUCAAGGGUUUAUUUCGGAAUUUUGACGAUUCAUUCAUGGAUCUUUUCAAGCCUCAUCUUGAACGUCUUACAGUAGAUUCACAGGAAAGCUCGCAACGAUGUGCUGUAGAAAUCAUUGCUGCUCUUAUUAGAGGAUCCAAACACUGGACGUUCACCAAGACUAAAGCCAUGUGGGACUUCCUGAUACCGUUAUUGAGAAAAGCGAUUCCCUCAAUAACCGUYGAGACUUUAGAAGACUGGGGAACUUGUAUGGCAACUGCAGUGGAAAGUAGAGAUCCACGUCGUAUUCACUGGUUGUUAGAUGCCUUGCUGGACGWGCCUCUCUCCGGUGAAAGUGGAUCAUUUUCUGAUGCAAGCCGUCUUUAUCUUAUUCAAGGAGCUCUUUGUCAGCAAGAAUGGCGAGUAGCUGAACUUCUGCACAAGUUGUUGUCUAUAAUACUCUUUCGUCUAGGACAUUCGUACAAGAACGUGCGUGAUCGUUCAGGAAGUGUGCUUUGUAGCAUCUUUAUGUAUGACAUUCAUUUACCGAAUUCACUCCCAACACGAUCACCCAAACGGCAAGACUUUGUAAGCAGUAUCGUUCCUCGCCUUGAGUGUCUUAUGAAACUCACUACAAUUGACGAUAAAACCAAUCCUACAACUGGAGUUGACAUGGCUAAAGUUAAGGAAGGUUCAGUUGAAAGCGAGGCUGUUAGACUUCUUAAAACAAUUACGAACUGGCUUCUAACCCAUGCCGUACGAGCGCUUAACAGUUGUUCCGAGGAAUUCUUUAACUUGCUUCCUUGUGUUAUUCUGUUUGAUUCUCAAGAAGAAGAUCCGGAACUUCAGCAUCAUUGUCGUAAUACUGUCAGUUAUAUGGCUCAAGUUGAACUUCCAAAGGAUUUGCUUCCUGUCGCACUUGACUCUGUGAAAAAGAUUGCAAGUCAAAAUCUUUGGUAUGCAAGGAAGAGCAUCUUAUCGUAUCUCCAGUUAAUGGUGUUUGCCAAUCAAUUCUACAUCACUCAAAAUCCUGCCUUCAUUCAAGAAAUMCAGGAUCUUCUGUUUGGGUUAUUACUUGACGAAAGGCUUGAGGUCCGCGAGAUGGCUGCUGAUACAUUCAGCGGACUGCUUCAUUACGGAAUAUUCGAACUCGGUCAAGUSCUGCAGGAUAAGUUCAAAAAGAUGGCGAGGACGAAGCUGACCAAGAAACGGAAAGCUGACGCAUCGAACGACGUUGUAAAUGGAGAUGAAAGUGCUCGUCUUCUCAAGCGUCAUGCUGGUGUACUUGGAUUAGCUAGYUGUGUCAAAGCUUUUCCUUAUGAUGUUCCGUAUUGGCUACCUGAAAUGAUUAUCGAACUUGGUGACCAUCUUCAUGACCCCAUACCUAUUGAUACGACAGUCAAGAACGCUUUGUCAAGUUUUCGACGAACUCACCAUGACAACUGGCAAGAACAUAAACAGAUGUUUACCGACGAUCAGUUAGUUAUCCUUACAGACCUGCUAGUGUCACCGUGCUACUAUGCAUAGGGAACCGUCAAAGGUAAUACUAAUAGAAUGAUCUGGUACUCUAACCAUCCCUAUAACAUGUCCUAAAAGACAAAGGCGAAUGGACGAUGAAAAACCUUCAUCUAUCACGUGAAAUUCUGGACUAAACRGGCAUAUAGAGAAACUGAGCGUUAAAUAACGUUUACGAUCCCCGUGGCGCUGACAAGAACCUGACUCUCACAAUAAUAAUUGAUUGAUAUAAAAUGCAACAAACAUCCUUUAGUAUAGUGCUUAACCUCAAAAGCUGGAGAAAUAUAAGCGAGUGAYUCGUGAUUCUUCAUGGUUUGUAAGUGGAUUUUUGGAUUGCUAGUCAGUCUAAUAGCCGCCAUUGUUUUUUUACGUUAUCACAUUUCUUUCUAAGAAUGUUUUUAAUUUAGAGUGGAUUUCAAGUUAGAUUUUAAACAGUUAUUUUGUGUUGUCGUAUAUAAUUUUAUGAAUGUUUCAUAAUUUGGAAAGUUAUUUUGAAAUGUUAAAUGAUUGAAUAAAUCAAUUGAAAUAAUUCAAGUAGUUCAUUUAUCUGUGUAUAAUCAGGAACUAUCAAAACAUUCACUAUUAAACCAGUUGUAACC